AUGUCGUCCCGCUCCCCCAGCGAAGACCCCUCGAAAAUCGAGCUGCUCAAAGAUGCCCUCUACCAGGCGGCCGUUGACAACGGCGGCGAGGGCCGCCUCUGGACCCAGCAGGACCUCAUUGACUUUGACAUCAUCCCCGAGGGCAACCUGGACCUGCUCAUGAAGGCCGUCCAGGGCCUCUGCAGCGAUUUCCUGUUCAAGACCAUGAACGACGGCCGCAUCGGGCUCUGCUGGCGCUACCGCCCGGUCGAGGACGCCGCCAAGUACCGCACCCUCAACCAGGACCAGAUCAUGGUGUACGAGCUGAUUGACGACGCGGGCGCCGACGGCAUCUGGGCCCGCAGCCUCAAGCACCGCCUCAACAUGCACGAGUCCGUCCUCAAGCAGUGCAUCAAGCACCUGGAGACGCGCGGCUACAUUCGCGACAUGAAGUCCGUCGAGAACAUUGGCAAGAAGAUGUACAUCAAGGCGACGCUGCGUCCGUCGGACCGGGCGACGGGCGGGCCGUGGUACUCGGACGGCGUGCUGGACGGCGACUUUAUCGAGUCGCUGCAGGAGCUGGUCUUUGACGCCAUCCGCAACCGCAGCACGUACCUGAGCCGCGUGCGGACGGCGGCGCCAGCAGCACCAGCAGCACCGACAAAACAGCCGAAAAAAGGGGUGGUCCGUGGCGGGACCAGUGACGCUUCUCCUGGGUCAACAACAGCAGCCGUAGGGGUCACGCGGGGACGGAAACGGACAGCCGAUGCGUUGUCGACCGGCAGCGACCACAACAACAACAACAACAAAAAAGAGACCAACGGCCACGCCAGCAAACACCGCUCCCACGCCCACCACACCGCCCGCCGCCAGAUCCUGCUGCCCAUGCCCGCCGGCUACACCGAGUACCCGACCGUGCGGCGCAUCGCCGAGCUCAUCGAGCAGUCUGGCGUGGCGAUGAACACGACGCUCGGCGAGGCCGACAUCCAGCAGCUGGUGGACCUGCUGGUGUACGACGGUCUUUUAGAGCCCGUCCGCCUGCCGGGCUCGCACGACACGGGCUACCGCGCCCUCAACGCCGCGCGGCUGGACGAGGCGUCCAGCUCAAACCACGCCCCCGACACGCCCGGCGAGCCGCGCACCACGCCCAAGGGCGCCCCGCCGCCGCUCAACAACGGGCUGACCGAGUCGCCGUGCGGGCUGUGCCCCGUGUUCGAUCUGUGCGAGGACGGCGGGCCCGUCAGCCCGGCCAACUGCGUGUACUUUAACCGGUGGCUGGGCCUCGAAGAGGCGCUCGAGCCGGCCGCUGUGACCGUCUUGGCGGAAGACGACUUUGAUGAGGACUGA
Molecule: messenger RNA, 1326 nt
Organism: Sporothrix brasiliensis 5110
Lineage: Eukaryota; Fungi; Ascomycota; Sordariomycetes; Ophiostomatales; Ophiostomataceae
Product: DNA-directed RNA polymerase III subunit RPC6
Exons: 1
Coding region: 1-1326 (441 amino acids)
Biological process (GO): transcription by RNA polymerase III
Cellular component (GO): RNA polymerase III complex
Source: RefSeq, a predicted model, not a curated record